UUGUAUUAUUUUCUUCCAUUCCUUUAAAUAUAAAUAAAAAUUCUAAAUUUCUAAAAUUAAAUAACAUCCAUUUAUUAUUACGAAAUUUAAUGACUCUGCCUUGUUUUUUGUCUAUUUUAUUAACACUCAAUUUACUUCAGUUCCCGGAACUAUUUUUUAUAGAGGAGACUGUCUAUAAAAAAUUUUGACCUCUACGGAUACGGAAAUUAAAAAAAUAUUUUAAAUUAAUUUUUAAAUUAAUUUUUUAUUAUUUACAAUUCUCUUUUGUUAUUUCAGUUUCCUUUCUAAUUUAUCCCACAUCUUCACUUAUACUCUCUUAGAUAUCCCAUUGACUUUGAUUGAAGGGAUAAAGAUUUUCUAUAUUUUAAUUAAAUCUCUAUCCAAUCUCUCGUAUCCCAACUACCUAGAAUCCCUAUCCUUUUGAGUUUUCCAUCUUAAUGUUAUUCCAAUAAUUUAGUAAUUUAAUUUUAAAUUUUUAGAAAAGAAUUUAUUUUAUUAUUUUAAUUAACUAAUUAAUUUAAAGAAAUAUUUAAUAAUAAUGUCUAGAGUUGGUAUUUUUGGACAAAUAUCAGAAAUUAAUGAUCACCUUUUUCUUAGAGAAGCUCAAACAAAAAGGAAUUACUUGUAUAAUUAAUGCAACAAUAGAAGAACCAACAACUAAUUUAUCUGGUAUUGACUGCGUAAGAAUCCGCAUAGAAGAUUCUCCUUAUUCUCGACUUGAUAAUUAUUUUGAUUUAGCUGCAGACAAAAUUAGAUCUAUUAGAGAACGUGGAGGUAAAACACUCGUUCAUUGUGUUGCCGGUGUUUCACGUUCUGCUACUCUUUGUAUUGUCUAUCUAAUAAAAUAUGAAAGAAUGUCAUUAAGACAAUCAUAUCAUUAUGUUAAAUCCUCUAGACCAAUUAUUCGGCCAAAUCUUGGUUUUUGGCAACAAAUGGUUGAUUAUGAACGAAAACUUAGGGGACAUAGUACUGUUACAAUGAUUCCAGUUGAAGGUUCGCCUUUUGCCUUUCCAGAUGUUUAUUCUCAGGACGCCGAUUUUUUGCUUCCACAGUAUCUUCAAAAUAAGUCUAAUAAAUUUUUUGAAGAUUUUGUGGAUCAAGAUGAAAUAAAUGAAAAAGAAGAAUUUUUUGAAAAAUCACUUGAGGCAAUAAAUGAAGUUAAUGGAAAAAUUGAAGAAAUUGAAAAUCGUUUGUCAGAUAAAACGAAAGGGAAAGAUUUACGUGGUUUAUUAGAAGAUCGAUUGAAUGAAAUUUCUAAAAAAGUAAAUAAAAUGAACGAAAAGAAACAUUUUGCUGUGCCUGAACUUAUUGAAAAAGUAGAGGAACUUGUUGUUCGCUUUAACUCGUUACAUGAACCAUUGGAAAGAAUGAGAGCAGAAUUAGAUGAAUCAAUGGGUUGGCAUCAAUUAGCUUUUGAUGUUGAUGUUGAAUUACAGUGGAUUGGGGAAAAAAAAUUAAUAGUGGAAUGUCCACAACUUGGCCAUUCUUUAACAGAAGUUCAACAAUUAGUAAAACGACACGAACAAUUAAUUGCUGAACUAGAUUGUCAUCAACCUUUAGUUACCGAAUUAUUAAAUAAAGGAAGAAAAUUGGCAAAUGCUGAUGGAAUAAAUAAACAUUCUUGUCAUCAGGAGAUCGAUGCAAAAUGUUUGGAAUUAUCUAAUUCUUGGAAAAAUUUAAUGGAAAUAUCAAUAAAUCGCCGAAACUUGUUGAAUAAGGCCCAUUCAAGAGAACAAUUAUUAUUUGAAUUAUCUGAGGCUGAGAAUUGGCUGUCUGAGAAAAAUAAACAGAUUGAAACACGUGAAGGAGCUAUCUCUGAAGGUCAUGGUGGUGCUCAAACAUUACUUGCUUGGCUCAAAACUUUACAAAAUGAAUUAGGACCAUUUCAUUCAGGCCUUGUUGAAUUGAAAAAUAAAUGUAUUAACCUAAAAGAUUUUGGAAUUUUUGAGGAAGAAAUUGCUGAAAGAGAAUCAAAAAUAGAAGAACAAGCUAAGAAUUUAGAAGAACGUGCUCGAUUAUCUCUAGUUAAUCUUAAUAAUGAAGAAAAGGAAAAUUUACCUCAAGGACAAGUAAAGAAGAAGAGGACUAGAAAUAACGCAAAGAAAAUGCGGCGACGUAAGGAAAAGGCGAAAAUUGGAAGGACUUAAACAACAAUAAAAACAAAUUUAAAUUUUUUAAAAUAUUAUUCUUUAAAAAUAAAUUAUUAAAAAAAUUUUUUUAAUUUUUAUUUAAAAAUAAAAAAUAGGUACAAUAUUUAUGAGUAAGUUUGUUAGAGCUGUCCAAGAGCGAAAAUUUUGCAAGACUCGAAGUACUAAAGUAGAAAAAAUAGACUAAAGUACUAACAAGACCUUGGUUUAUUUUUCGUGACUUUGGCAUAUGAUAUAUAAUUUCAAAAGUUUACAGGAAAUAAAUCAAAACUUGAAUUAAAUACAGGGCUUGUGGAACGAAGGCGUUUAAAAUAUCGUUUUCUAAAGGUAAAAUUUUUCUCCAUUCCUAUGUAUUCCUUUUGUGUCCUCUCGAAAAAUUUUGAGAAUUUGAAAGGCUCUUUUUUACAAUUUUUAACUUUCUCUCCCUUUUUCUCCCGUCUAAAAAUUUUUCGCUCUUCUCUUUUAGUGAUGUAUUUUCAA
This is a messenger RNA of Meloidogyne enterolobii, 2627 nucleotides long. NCBI's taxonomy places the organism in Eukaryota, Metazoa, Nematoda, Chromadorea, Rhabditida, Meloidogynidae. The record is from the annotation of a GenBank genome assembly.